This is a messenger RNA of Lineus longissimus, 2964 nucleotides long. RefSeq names its product monocarboxylate transporter 13-like. Gene Ontology annotation, cellular component: membrane. Bases 161 to 1603 code for a protein of 480 amino acids. NCBI's taxonomy places the organism in Eukaryota, Metazoa, Nemertea, Pilidiophora, Heteronemertea, Lineidae. Gene Ontology annotation, molecular function: monocarboxylic acid transmembrane transporter activity. The record is from RefSeq and is a predicted model, not a curated record. Gene Ontology annotation, biological process: transmembrane transport. The transcript is spliced from 6 exons.
CUUGGCGCCACAUUCUCCAACAUAUACUCUCUCGCUAUACUGGUAUACUGUUCAGUGUAAAAAUGGACGACAGUAUGCGAGAUUGUAGCCAUGUUCAUCAUUUUGAUAAAAUGAUCUCAAUGUGACACCCCAUGCCGCCUGCUGAUGGUAGCUGGCCGGAAUGUUUGAAAAGUUAUUACGGCAGGUGCCUUCCUACAGCUUGGUCAUCCUCCUGUGCGGGUUCACCACGCUGUUCAUCACGACAGGGACAUGUUUCACUGUCAGUAUUUACUAUGUUGCCUGGAUGGAGGAAUUUGAGUCUGGGAGUGGUCUCAUCUCCUGGAUUGGAUCACUUAAUAUCGGCGUCAUGUGUGCUGCAGGUCCUCUCAGUAGCAUCAUGACCAACAGAUUUGGUUACCGCAUUACUGUGAUAGUAGGAAGCCUUUUUGCCGCAAUUGGAAUGGUUGCCACAGUCUUCGCCCCAAAUGUCUAUGUCCUCCUGAUUACAUUUGGUAUCAUCACGCCAAUCGGAAGUGGUAUAGCAUACAUCCCAGGCUCAACGAUCGUCUCUCACUAUUUCGACACUUGGAGGGUUUUAGCCAAUGGCAUCAUGAUGUGUGGGGGAGGUUCGGGAAACUUCGCCAUGGCAUAUAUUAUGACCGCCAGCAUCGAACACUUCGGCUGGAGAGGUUCCAUGUUCAUUAUAGCUGGAAUCUAUUUGAAUCUCUGCGUGGUGGGGGUCUUGAUCCGCAAGCCGCCUGUCGCCGGAGACCACCAAACGGCUGAGGUCAAACGGGCUAAAAUCGUCCAGUUGGGGAUGUUUAAGAAAUUUAAUUACGUCAUGCUCUUAUGUCAUAUUUUUCUCUUAACCUGCGGCCUUUCAAUUAUAUAUGUCCACAUAACUGCAUUCGCUGAAGAGAGGAUCGGACUCACUAAAAGUGAAAGCUAUCUUGUGAUAUCGUUGCUAGGAAUAUUUAACGUUGUUGGAAGAAUCGCCCAAGGCCUUGGCGGACAGUAUGAGAAAGUAGAUAUAUUGACUUUGUAUUUGACUUGCCUGUUCCUCAGUGGAAUAUUUGCCGCUACAUAUCCAACGACCCUGUCUUUUGCCGGUGUCCUGGGAUUUUCAUCUGUGAUAGGAUUCCUCAUUGCUCCAUAUGGUGGGCUCAUCUUGAUUGUUCUGCAGCAGUUUGUGGGCCUUCGUCUUCUGACCGCUGCUUAUGGUUAUGUGAUGCUGUCCAGUGCGUUCGGAUUCUCCCUUGGUGCUCCAAUAGCGGGUUGGGUCUACGACAUCACCCACGACUACUCCAACUCCUUCUAUCUCGCCGGUGCUUUCAUCAUGUCGAGCUGUCUGCUCAUGUUCUGGCCUUGGCUCCAGGGCGUGCGGCACAGUCCUAACCAGACAAAGAUGGCCAAGGCGUUCUCGGCGGAGCUCAAGCCAUACAUAUUUGGUAGUUCAAUUCUGAUGAACGACAUGAGCGAUUUGCCAGUAGAGAAUGGAGAAGUCGCAGAAGGAAUGCUUCGCGGGUCCACGCUUCAGGUUCCGGGUGCCAGCCACAGUAUCCAUAUCGCAAUGGAGAACGAAGAUGAGCAAGAUAUCGCUAGUAUAGGACCAGUUGAAGAUUGAUUAUGGUCUUUGGAUGAUCGAUACCGCAAUAUAAAAUCCAAAGAAACUGCCGUUGAUUAUGCAUUCCAGUAUAUCUCCGUUGAUCUCAAGUGUUUUAUCACUGUAGUACAUUCGAUUGUCACAUCAAGACAAACAUGUUCAUUUGAGUAUUCCACCACUUCAGUUGUCUUUUCUACAGUAAAGAGAGUAAAGAUUGUCAUUCUGGUUUAUACUUGACUCGUUAUCAUGUUACACUAUGCUAAUGAUUGCCCAUGCACCCUGGAUCGAGAAUCAUUUCCCCAGUUUAUGCCCCUGCAUCUUCUUAGAUUCAGGUUUUUGAUACUACUAUACCUCGAUAGGCGGAGUAUUAUGAAUACCACUGGUGCCAAGAUGCUCUAGGGUUGGUAUCAUCAGUAAAGGUCGACACCCUUAUAUUGCACCAUACAAACGGUAAUCUCGAUUAUCCGUCGCCGAUCAUCCUGGCUCCAGUGGUUGUUUACAUCCAGCUGUUAGCAAUAGAACUUCUAGCCGGAGGAUUGAAUUAUUAUUAUGCAACAUGAGAGACCCACUUCUUGGCCCCUCUAGACCUGAUAGUGAUAUACAAUUUAAUAUUUUUAGGCAGGUGAUCUCAAGAGUCAUCGAAAUCAAAGCGCUAUCUCAAUUUGAAAUAAGUGAUUUGAAAUUGACGACUCUACAACAUAAGCAUGAGGGUAUAAUACAUGGCUUUUCAUUAACAGAGCAUUUUUUAUAUUUUCACACGACGAUGCAAUGAUAGGAAGGGAAUGGGUUGCGGGUUACGGAUACGGACCAACUUGUUGUUAAAUAUUCAGAUCUCAUCUGUAUUGGUGUCGUGUUGUGAUGUUCUCAGGAGCAAAUAUCGAUGAACAAGGUUGAGACUUCGAUCAGUUGUGUGACCUGCAUGGCUCAUCAAUAUUACAACUGAGAUAUUGAGCUGUAAGCAAUAGAUUUUCUAGUUAGCGGUAUUAAUUUCUGCUGUUUUAUUUAAUAAUCUUGUUUCGCAUAAUUAUCAUUCAUGUAUGAUAUUUGUUUUUUCGUUAGAAGUGCAUGACUCAGGAUGACUCGAAAAGAAGGAGAAGGCUGGGGUACGGGUUAGUACCUAUUACGGACAAACUUGUUAGUAGUCUUAGUAAAUAAAUAUUCAAGUCUCAUAUCAUGUAACACUAUGAACUGCUUCUGAAGACGUUUUCCUUCAAGGUGUCGGUUUUGUUAACGUAAAGCUUAUACAAAAUUGUACCUGUAUAUAUUGGCCAUCAUGUUUGUCUUGUUACAUUGGUGAUCUGUUGCACGUACAUAUAUUGACAUAAAAAUUAUACAAACCUAUGGAAUUUACACUUUGACAAUGGAAUAAACGUGUUUCGGUA